AUGAUUGACUCAACACCACUGCCGUUAUCUGAAUCAACUUUUAUCACUACAUUACCAUUAUUAACAACGAGAAGUUUGUCGAAAAUACAGCAUUCUAUCAAAAUAUUUCUUGUACUGUUAAUAUUUUUGUCGGGUAGUUCAGCUCAAAGUAAUACAAAUAUUCUCAUAAAUUCUGAUAAAAUUGGAUUAAAUUCUGGUAAAGCACUUCAAAUACCUAAAAUUGUUGGUCAUCAAUUGGGUACUGCUGCACACGCUCCAAUCACAACUGUAUUUCAGCACAAUAGUGAUAAGAAUGAUAGUGUGACUGGUAAAGAUAAUCGUUAUCAAAACCAUCAAUGUCCGCCGAAUACUUUUAGUUGUGGGGAUGGUACUUGCAUCCCACAAGAUUGGAUUCAAGAUGGUGAAGCUGAUUGUCUGGAUCUAUCUGAUGAGUUAAUUAAUCGAGCGAAAACAUUUCUUUCAUCAAUUUCAGAUUCAAAAACUCCUACUACUGUAAUUACUGAUAACAUUAGUGAAGGGUCUUCAUUCACUACUGAAGAACCAUUUGAUGAUCCAUUUGAUCAAAUUGUAACAAUAUCCAUUUCAUCAUUCUCUCAUUCCGGUGAUAAAGCAUCAACUGACGGAAAAAAUUCAAGUAUAUUGUUAUCUCCAGAUAUUUCUAUUCCAAGAAACAAUAUCAAAAGUUGUUCAGAUAUUAUGCAAGCAAGAGUAAAUCAAUGUUCUACUGAUCUAACUUAUUGGAUGACGAAUUUGGAUCAGAUUGAUCUAACAAAUUCAUCAUUGCUCAACGAUGAUACAAGGUAUCUUGUACACUUUCAAAAUGUAGUUUAUCGCAUUUGUUCCAACAAGCGAUCAAAAUCGUAA
Molecule: messenger RNA, 864 nt
Organism: Thelazia callipaeda (thelaziosis nematode)
Lineage: Eukaryota; Metazoa; Nematoda; Chromadorea; Rhabditida; Thelaziidae
Source: the annotation of a GenBank genome assembly